GGUUAGAACCGCGUCGUGUGACCUUCUGCGUCACUACAUGUUCACUCAAGUUUUAUGAAUUCUGGUCAUAGCAGACUUCAACUAGAAGUUCUUCGUUUGUACCGAAAUUUUCUACGAACUGUUGAUUUGUUGCAGUUCAAGUCCAAGUUAGAAAAUGGUACUAGCAAUGUAAAUAACGGUUCCAACUUUGAUCAACUCAAAGAGUUUAUCCGUUCUGAGUUUCGAUCUCAAGCAAGUGCCUACAAAAAGACUGAUAUUUUUGGUAUAGAGGCAGCACUACGUCGUGGUCAGAGACGCCUUGAAGAUAUUAAGUCCGGAACUGUCGUAGGCAUUAGAAAAAUAUCCCUCCAAAAGGAACAAUGACAAACAGUAGACUGGCCGGAAAACUCAAACGUUUUGUCGAUACUCUUAACACAGAUCGAACAAACUAUGUAGCUUCUUUUGCUUAUGGAUCUGUCGUUUUUCCACAGAAGGACAGAACAUCAAGUAAUUCACUUAUUGAUAUAAUUAUAAUUGUUCGUAAUCCUGUGGAAUGGCAUCUGGAAAAUAUUUCUGAAAAUCCUAAUCACUACAAUUUUUCAUUUCGGAAUUAUGCCAAAAAGUACCAGUCAUCAAGCCUAGAGGUGUUUCUUUCUCGUAUUCCCGGUCCCAAAGUCUAUUACAAUCCGUUUAUUGAAUGGAGUGAUCCACUUGAUAAUACCAAACUGUCGUUUAAAUAUGGUGUAGUUUCAUUGGAUAAUCUACUCACCGAUUUGUGUGAUUGGUCACAUCUCUACUUAGCUGGACGCCUACAAAAGCCUGUAUUAUGGAUUCCUAGUGGGUCUGAUCUCUCUUCACCCCAAGUUUAUGAUGAAAAAUUGUGUGUAUCACAAAAUAAGAAUCUACUUGCGUCCAUAUCUUACUCAAUUUUACAAAAUUAUCCGACGAAUUUCCCAUUGAAUGAAUAUGACUUAUUCUACACAAUUUCUUCAAUAUCUUACACUGGAGAUUGGCGAAUGAUUAUCGGUGAAGAUCGACAGAAAGUAAGGCGCUUAGUGUCUGGUGAAAGCCGAUUAUCUGAAUUUCGCACGCUUUAUAAUAAUACAUUGGAUUCUCUCCAACUAUACGGUUUUUCUCUUAAACCAUCUUCAAAAUCUAAUCUCUGUAAAAAUGAGUUGCAUUGGUUUAAGCCAUGUAACAAUGAAUCUGAAAAUAUUUUUCAACUUCUGAAAAAUAUUCCCGAUCACAUAUGUUUACUUUCUGUUCAAGAGACUUGGAAUCAUAAUCCCAAUGAUGCUCGAACAUUUUUAUCAAAUUUAUCGCAUACAGAUAGAAAUAAACGGUUACAAAAUACUUUAUCUAAUAUAGUCAGAAAGUCUAGUCUAUAUCAAACUGGUUUAGGUUUAGUUUCCGCUGGACCUAAACGAUCUUUAAGAUAUGCAUUAGCAAAACUUAAUAAAAUGUUUGCUAGUUUAGGAUUAAUUAAAUGGAGCUAGUUGUUAUUAUACUGUUCAGUCUUAUUUACUUCAUAUCACGAUGUUAAAUAUUUUUUAGUACUGUUUCCCCCUUGUGUGUGAUUUUUUUGAAUGACAUUUUGUUUACUAUGACUCCAUUUCUUAAUAAUUUCUGUUAUCUAACAGUUUAGUCAUUUGGGUUAUUUUCGAAAUUUUCAUGCCCUUAUGAACAUUAAUGUACCAGAGAAAUAAAACGAUAAGUCUGAUUUUUUAAAAAUAUUUUAUCAGUUUCUGUUAAAAUUUUAUAACUUACAAAGAUGAGUCGUAGUGAACGAACGUUCAGGUGAGGACAACCAAUCUAUUGUUUAAUACAAAAUUACAGGGUACUUUUGCAAAAUGUGAAAACCAUACAUUAAAUACUUCAUUAGAAAACCUUCCAUCAAUUGCCCUUCAUCAUUCUUCCAAUUCUCAAUACCUUUAUAUUCCCCUUCCUGUUUUCUUUAGUCCAUUCUUCUCAACUUUCUUUUGACAGGCAUUCCACUUUUGAUCGCUGUUACAUACUACUUAUGUCUGUCGACGUAAAUAGCAUAAAUCACAGGGUCAGUUUAUACAUUACACUUUCAGUGGAGAAAAUACCUAAAACUGUGUGUCAAGAGUGAUAAUUGGAAAAAAAUAAUGGAAAUAAAACUAUAAGGUGUACUCUAGUUACCACAUAGUGAAAAGGGAACUUAUCUUCAUUAUUGGUGAACUCUUCAAAUAUCGAUUUCUAACGUAAAACAUCCGACCAGAAGUCCUUACAUGAUUCCCACCAAUAUAAGUGAUGAUAUGGACAAGUGCCAUGUCUUGAACAUAUUAAAAUUCCCAGUUUCUCUUAAGCCACCUAUUAUUCCACACAGUUAUUAAUGAACUGUUCUAUUAAUAAAUAUAAACGAAAAUUAUUUUCCUAUAAAUUUUUAUGGAAAUUGGUUGUUAUUAUCUUUACAUGCAAUCAGUCAGUCAAGAUGAAGUUCUUAACAAAGAAGAACACAGUUAUCAGUUCAAACUAAAGAUGAAAAUUAGUAAUUAAAUAUAAGGGAAAUACGAGAUAUUAAUUCAGGAUUAUGAUUUGAAUAACUCUUUUAGCUAGGAUUUUUGAAUGUUCAGGUGAAUAAACUAGGUCAGUUGAUAUUGAAAGAAUAGUAACCGAAAUAAUUAUGAAUAACGUAGGAUAAGAAGAACAAUGGUGUAAGUAACAAUCAGAUUAGAUAAUCAAUCACAGAUUACACAAUGAUAUGAAUUGGGUAAAAGGUCAUAAGAUCGAUUAAGUGGUAAAUAAAUCAGUCCAUUCAAGAAACUAGCCAUAAACUACAUUUUGAUUGAAAUCCAUGGGUUCUUUCUUUAUCUAUGAUCAAUAUUUACUAUUAAUUGUUUGAAAAUUCCCAUCGUAUCUGAAACAGAUAUAUGAACGAAUAAUGUUCUUUUUGUUAGUAUGGUGUUGUGAGGAUUGUUGAAUUCCUAUAAAAUCAUGAACUAAUCUAACUUCAGCUUAGGUCCUACAGUACUGCAUAGCAGGAUAUGAAUUUGAGAUUAUUGGUAAGGCAAAAUGAAAUCAUUAAUAUUGAAAUGAUUAAUGUAGAAUGUUAGCUUGAAUACGUUUGUAAGCUAGUUGGAUAUGGGGGAGUAGUAAUCGGAAUAAAUAUUUAAACAAUCUCCGAAACCUCAUGCUGUCAAUUACAUGUGCUCAUUAGUGACCUUCGAGACGAAAUUUCCUCAUUUCUAGCAAGAAGCCGUAACCAAUGAAGCCAAACUGUGUCGGAUGUGACGCAGUUACUCAACGAAGAUAGUGGAAGGUGGUCGCGUAAUUCCUCUGAUUGAUUGGAGCUAGAUCAUGGAAUCCCGUCUCAUUGGUCUGGAAGUUAAGCGUUCGAGCGCGAAACCGUAGGUUGUGGAUGCACACUUAUGAGUAGUCCCUUACUGGGACAAGACAGAAAUUCAGUUCUCCCAGUUCUGUUCUAACUUAAGUCGGUUCAUGAUUUCAAUGAAAUAUUUUAAUGGCCCGGGAUCUGACUUCAUUUGGAUAAUUUCUGAUUGCUAUCAAAUAACUGCUGUCGAAACAUACAUCCUAACUAUUCUCGUAUGUAAUUAUCUACUUAAAUCGCGCUAAUGAAUAACGAAAUUCAAUAAGUCAAAUACGAGAAUUAACUUCGAAUACGUAUAUUUCAUGUAGUCGUCGAUCCAG
Molecule: messenger RNA, 3651 nt
Organism: Schistosoma haematobium
Lineage: Eukaryota; Metazoa; Platyhelminthes; Trematoda; Strigeidida; Schistosomatidae
Gene: TAMM41
Product: Phosphatidate cytidylyltransferase, mitochondrial
Exons: 2
Coding region: 360-1475 (371 amino acids)
Biological process (GO): cardiolipin biosynthetic process; CDP-diacylglycerol biosynthetic process
Cellular component (GO): mitochondrion
Molecular function (GO): phosphatidate cytidylyltransferase activity
Source: RefSeq, a predicted model, not a curated record